Messenger RNA from Epithele typhae, 390 nucleotides. RefSeq lists its product as uncharacterized. The transcript has 4 exons. The record is from RefSeq and is a predicted model, not a curated record. Bases 1 to 390 code for a protein of 129 amino acids. NCBI's taxonomy places the organism in Eukaryota, Fungi, Basidiomycota, Agaricomycetes, Polyporales, Epitheliaceae.
AUGUCCGCCGACUCUAUCAAUGAUGUCUCCGAAUUGUAUGCCCCCGGCCCGGCUCAGUAUGGUUCUGCCGAAGUCGCAGGUGUAGUCAGCCUCGUGAUUGCCGGCAUCCUUUCCAUUGUCGCGGUAGUUCCAGCGCUUUACGGGGUACUCAAAUGGUUGCGUCCCAAGUUUGCCAGUACACGAAUCCUCCCCUUCUUUGUGUCUCUCUUGGUGGCCAACAUCCUACAGGCGAUCGGCACCAUUAUGAACGCCUCCUGGGUCCGCGAACGCAACGUACUCCCCGGUUCGCUCUGCAGUGCUCAGGCCGGCAUCAAGCAGGCCGGCAAUGUCGGCAUGGCGCUCUGGUGUCGGAACAAUGGGCAUGUGCCAAUUCCUGGGGCAUAUGGGUAG